AUGUCGUCCUCCAAGCAUCAGCCUCGACAACGGAAGCGUCGCACGUUCCAUCCUCCUCCCUUGUUUUGGGAGAAUCUCACGAAGCUGUGGUUGACCAAGAGCGCGCUGCGAGAAGCUGACCGACGAUAUCACCUCUUAUCCUUAGAUCAGAGUAUCUCGUCCUCUCGCUCUUACACCUUCGCUCCAGAUUACUUGCGCAACUGCUCAGCUACUUGUUUACAAGAGAUCAGAAAGCUUUCCCACCGUGGAGGGCCAGAUCUAUCAGAUAUCAGAAACUAUCCCGCCCCAGUCCACUUCAGUCAGCACUCAAUGGAUCCUACCAACUCCAGCUCCAGGGGACCAACUCCAAAGACCGGAAACACGACUGUCUAUGACCCACAUUUUGAAAGUCAUAUGGCCAACCACGGUAUUUUCUUGCCCGAUGCUAGAUACUCAGAUGGGACUAAGGUCGGCGAACCGGAGAAUAUGGCCGAUAUUCAAAGACAAUUACAAGCCCGUCGUCCGUCUCUCGCAUUGUCUGAAGGUUCCCUGCGCAAAGAAUAUACAAAAUUUAGAGAACUAAACGCCUGGACCUCCGACGAGCAACUUGUGAUCCAAAAAAUCCUUCCAAUUCUCAAUGGUCCGCAACAAUCGUCCUUCCAUGAUGGCGGCAACCAUCCAUUCACGAAUCUGGCGCCGCUCACGGACGGCACCCUCGCCAAUGCUAAGCCUGAUAUGUACCACGGCGCGCCGCCUUGCCAGCUGCAUCCUCGUGUCCAGGAACAGCUCAAUGACCAGAUCAUCCCGACCCGGCAGACCAGCCGUCCCAUCACGCCUAAUUUCUUCGUCGAGGCAAAGGGUCACUGUGGCUCGCCGUAUGUGCUGAAACGUCAGGCCUUGUAUGAUAGCGCUCUGGGCGCUCGAGCAAUGCAUUCCCUCCAGCAAUAUGGACAUGCGCAAGAGGGGCGCCACAGCAGCAACAGCAUCAGCAUCGGCAGCAAUAGCAUCAACCGACCACAGGAUGACAAUUGCUCUGAUCCUGCGCCUGCUCCCGGCCCUGCACAUGAUUCCACCCACGAUAAUCACGCCUAUUCGAUCGCUUCUACCUUCCAUGACGGAACGCUGGGCAUCUAUGCGACCCAUCCGACGCGGACUCCGAGCAAUAUCAACCCUGGCGCAGACCGUCAGACAGAUUACGUGAUGACCCAGAUCGGGCAUUAUUCUUUGAUCGGGAGUCCGGAAUCCUACCAACAGGGUCUAAGCGCGUAUCGCAAUAGCCAGGACCUGGCGAAAGAAUAUCGGGACGAGUUUAUCAGGCAGGCGAAUGAGCGACAUGAAGCUGGUCGUUAG
Molecule: messenger RNA, 1329 nt
Organism: Aspergillus melleus
Lineage: Eukaryota; Fungi; Ascomycota; Eurotiomycetes; Eurotiales; Aspergillaceae
Exons: 2
Coding region: 1-1329 (442 amino acids)
Source: RefSeq, a predicted model, not a curated record